Messenger RNA from Solenopsis invicta (red fire ant), 2513 nucleotides. Its product is annotated as proclotting enzyme. The record is from RefSeq and is a predicted model, not a curated record. Lineage: Eukaryota; Metazoa; Arthropoda; Insecta; Hymenoptera; Formicidae. Gene Ontology annotation, biological process: proteolysis. The coding region runs from base 126 to 1484 and encodes 452 amino acids. The transcript is spliced from 8 exons. Gene Ontology annotation, molecular function: serine-type endopeptidase activity.
UGUGUAUAUAAGUGACGGUUUUCCAUAUUUCGAAGUCAUUCUGCGUUCUCUAGUUGUCGAGGUUGUUUUUACUAAAAAGCCGCCGUCGCGUUAUCGUGUCUUUCAUAUAACGAGAACUGGUGCCGAUGAUAAUUUCAAUGACGCACAUUAAUAUCUAUCGAUUUGUGUUAUUUCCUUUAUUGUACAUCCUUCAGUAUUGCAGAUGCCUUCCCGCCGAUUUUCAAAGCACCACAGAUCCAGCAACGGUUGGGAGUCAGGAAUGGCGAACACGUCUUCAAUAUACGGAACUGUUUCGAUUUCCGGAAAAUAUUUCCCAUUCGUACCUUCGUGACAAACGCGAUUCAAUGCAAAAAUAUCAAACUUGUAUUGCACCAGGUAACCGAAACGGCCACUGCAAGCAUUUCCAAGAUGGAUGUGUGAAUCUCAAUGUAUCUCGAUCAUCGAAGAACUUUGGAUUGAAUCUUGUGGACUAUAUGUGCAUAAUUGAGGAGACGUCUAUCGGUUUAUGCUGUCCGGAUAGCCAGGAUGGUACUGGGCAAACAAUUCGAUCGAAAAAAUCAUUCUACGACGAUUUAGCCAACAAAUUACCGACAAUAGCGAAUCUCGACGACGAUGCGGAAGAGUGGGACGAAACCCACGGAAACAAGGACGAGAACAGACCACCUGUCAACAAGACUGACAAUGUGAAUUUAUCGAAAGAUACGAUGCAGGUCAAGCUAGACGCGAGAAAACCACGAAGACCCAGAGGGUGCGGUACAACCACGAGAAUGAAGACCAGAAUCGCGGGUGGCCAGCCAGCUGAUCCUAAAGAGUGGCCGUGGAUGGCGGCUCUUCUUAGAGGAAACACGGUUCAAUAUUGCGGAGGCGUAUUGAUCACUGACAGGCACGUGCUUACCGCCGCACACUGCGUUUACAGAUUCAAACUAAGCGACAUCACCGUGAGACUCGGCGAGUACGAUUUUACUACAUCCGAGGAGACGCGAGCGUUAGAUUUCGCGGUGUCGGAGAUACGGAUACACAGGGACUUCCAAUUGAACACCUACGAACACGACAUUGCUAUUAUUAAGAUCAAUCGACCCACCGUGUUUAACAGCUACAUCUGGCCCAUCUGCCUUCCGCCCAUUCAGCAAACGUUCGAGAAUAAGAACGCCAUCGUUACCGGCUGGGGCACGCAAUACUACGGAGGACCAGCUAGUACAGUGUUGCUGGAAGCUGCGGUGCCGGUAUGGCCCCAAGAAAAAUGCAUUCGCAGCUUCACGCAGCUAAUCCCGACUACUACUCUGUGCGCCGGCGCUUACGAGGGAGGCCGUGACGCCUGUCAAGGUGACUCGGGCGGUCCGUUGCUGCAUCAACUCGCCAACGGCAGGUGGGUCAACAUCGGGAUAGUAUCCUGGGGGAUUCGCUGCGGUGAACCCGGAUAUCCGGGGAUAUAUACCCGCGUUAGCUCUUACCUCGAUUGGAUAUUUGCGAAUGCCGUGUUUUGACAGAGUCACGUAGCACCAGCCGUCACUCUCACGUGCCAAAGAUUUUAUUAUUUUUUUUUUAUACAUCUAGAAUUUCUCGCACCUUACUUAAGACAUCUAUUUGAUAAAGCCAUUUCUUUCCUGCUGUAAUCAAUGAUGCAAAAAUAAGUUUAUUAAAUAUGGAUAUACUCAAUCGGACGCCGAUUUAACUGUUAGACGGUCUUGAAAACGAUUAAACUUUAUUUUCGGAAUAUUCAUUGGUACAUCGUUGAAAGAGAGAUUGACACAGACAGAAUUUCACUCUUUACGAUGCGUCACACUCCUCGUGCCACCACACCACGUUUACAGCAAGGCGACCGCGGAGUAUCAUCAGCCACCUGCACCGUUCGUUCAUACAUUAAACACGGGUAUGCAAUCGCGACUGCACGUGCGCAUAUCUGCCUUAUGUACGUAUAAAUGUAUGUAUAUAUGUAUGUGUGUGUGUGUGUAUAUGCUUGUGUAUGGCUUGUCCUUCGCAGACAUAUGCACCAGCAAUCGGUAUUAAUUUCUCAGACACGUCAUAUAAUUGUUUUGCGAGAGGCCCAGCCUCCGUUUGCCACGAAUGGCCCUAAACAUCGAUGUUAGCUACGGUAACUUUUGCUUUUGCAGCCAUAUACAUAUAUUUAUAUAUAAUCUAAUCUCGUAACAUAUACAUGUACUUGCGUAUACAUAUAUAUCUCUUUUUUUUCUCUUUUGUAUAUUUAUAUAUAACAUCCUUACACAUAUAGGUACGGAAUCUCUGUGUUUGCGUGGGUCUCGCGACGCGUUGCGAACGGUAAUAUUUGUCGUGUCGGCAUGCGACGAUAAACACUGUGGCCGAGCUAUGUCUUUCAUGAUGCUUUGCUCGUGAUCCGAUGAUUUCGCAGAUGAGUUCGGAAGGAUGCGAAAAAUAUUUUACAGUAAAUAAAAACGUUGUAUUGGAAGAAGCUUACGCAAAAAUAUUUCUAUAGAACGUAUACCAUUUUGGUCAGAGAAAACCGUUAUUUUUCUUACGAUUAAUUUUAAGUCAAU